CAAGGGCUUUGGCAGCUGGGCCUGCGGGAUGCUCUCGCUGUACAAGCAGCAGAACAGAGCGUAACCCGAUCGCGCGCACACUAGCCACGGACACUUUGGAACUGAAUGAGCCUGCCUGCCCCGCCAAGUCCCACCCUCACCAUGGCCCCUGGAGAGAAGAUCAAAGCCAAAAUCAAGAAGAAUCUGCCCGUGACGGGCCCUCAGGCACCCACCAUCAAAGAGCUGAUGCGGUGGUACUGUCUGAACACCAACACCCACGGCUGCCGCCGCAUCGUGGUGUCGCGUGGCCGCCUCCGGCGCCUGCUCUGGAUUCUGUUCACGCUGACGGCCGUGGCCCUCAUUUUCUGGCAGUGUGCCCUUCUCAUCUCAUCCUUCUACACUGUCUCCGUCUCCAUCAAAGUCCACUUCCAGAAACUGGAUUUUCCUGCCGUCACCAUCUGCAACAUCAACCCUUACAAAUACAGUGCCGUGCGGGACCUUCUAGCUGACUUGGAACGCGAGACCAGAGCGGCCCUGAAGACCCUGUAUGGCUUUUCAGAGAUUACACAUCGGAAACGCCGAGAAGCAGAGUCCCGGAGUUCAGCCAGGGAAGGCAAAUUCCUCAACCUGGUCCCACUGCUGACCUUUGACACGAGUGAGACAGGCAAGGCCAGGGACUUCCGCACCGGACGGAAGCGGAAAGUCAAUGGGAAAAUCAUUCACAAGGCAUCAGAUGUCAUGCAUGUCCACGAUUCCAAGGAGGUGGUGGGAUUCCAGCUGUGUUCAAAUGACACAUCCAGCUGUGCAGUCUACACCUUCAGCUCGGGCAUCAAUGCCAUCCAGGAGUGGUACAAACUGCACUACAUGAACAUCAUGGCACAGGUGUCUCUGGAGAAGAAAAUCAACAUGAGCUACUCUGCUGAGGAGCUGCUGGUCACCUGCUUCUUUGAUGGGGUGUCCUGUGAUGCCAGGAACUUCACGCGUUCCCACCAUCCAAUGUAUGGGAAUUGCUACACAUUCAACAAUAGACAAAAUGAGACUAUCCUCAGCACCUCCAUGGGAGGCAGUGAAUAUGGGCUGCAGGUCAUCUUGUACAUAAAUGAAGAGGAGUACAACCCUUUCCUGGUGUCCUCCACUGGGGCUAAGGUGAUUGUCCACCGGCAGGAUCAAUACCCCUUCAUCGAGGACAUGGGAACAGAGAUAGAGACGGCCAUGGCCACCUCCAUAGGGAUGCACCUGACGGAGUCCUUCAAGCUGAGUGAGCCCUACAGCCAGUGCACGGAGGACUGGAGGGACGUGCCGGUCAUGAACAUCUACAACGCUACGUAUUCCCUUCAGAUCUGCCUCCACUCCUGCUUCCAGGCAAAGAUGGUGGAGAACUGUGGGUGUGCCCAGUACAGCCAGCCUCUACCUCAGGGAGCCAACUACUGCAACUACCAGCAGCACCCCAACUGGAUGUACUGCUACUACCAACUGCACCAGGCCUUUGUCCGGGAAGAGCUGGGCUGCCAGUCGGUGUGCAAGGAAGCCUGCAGCUUUAAGGAAUGGACGCUGACCACCAGCCUGGCGCAGUGGCCAUCUGAGGUGUCCGAGAAAUGGUUGCUGUCCGUUCUCACUUGGGACCAACGCCAGCUAAUAAACAGAAAACUCAACAAGACAGACUUGGCCAAACUCUUGAUAUACUACAAAGACCUGAACCAGAGAUCCAUCAUGGAGAGCCCGGCCAACAGUAUCGAGAUGCUUCUGUCCAACAUCGGUGGCCAGCUGGGCCUGUGGAUGAGCUGCUCCGUCGUCUGUGUCAUUGAGAUCAUCGAGGUCUUCUUCAUCGACUCCCUCUCCAUCAUUGCCCGCCACCAGUGGCACAAAGCCAAGGGGUGGUGGGCUCGGAGACAGGCGCCCCCCUGCCCCGAGGCUCCCCCCAGCCCUCAGGGCCAGGACAACCCGGGCCUUGUUAUAGACGAUGACCUGCCCACUUUCACCUCUGCCUUGCGCUUGCCUCCAGCCCCAGCGGCCCAGGUGCCCGGCACGCCGCCCCCCAGAUAUAACACCUUGCGCUUGGAGAGGGCCUUUGCCAGCCAGCUCACAGACACCCAGGUGCCAGCUGAAUCCUGAGGCAGGUGGGGGAAGAGAGAUGCAGCUAAGACCACCAGCCGUGGUGUGAGAACUUAGACCCUGUCUCCUGCACACAGAGGGGACCCUCUGCACCCUCUCUGGACUUUUCAGAGACAUUGACUACAAGUCUGCUUUGAACAAGGUGCAGGGGACGGUUGGACCCAUCCCAGCAACACUCACAGCCACCCAGGACGAGGCAGAUCCUGCAACCCAAACCCUUAGCACAUUUGCUACGGAGAGAGAUGGGGCCGAGGAAACGAGGCCGGCCUGGACAAAGGCCAGGAGUGAAGCCUGACAGAGUUCUUUGCCAGAUCUUCAGAGAGAAAGACUCCUCCAAAGCCCUAAGCUGGGGGUUUCAGCCACUCCCCAGCCUGGGCUGGGGCCCAAGGAUAUGACUUUGAGGCCUGACCAUCACUGCCUGGUGCCAAAGAUAGGAGGAAACUCCAGGCCUGGAGCUGAAGCCGUUUGUGAAUGAACUGUUCCUAGUCACUGACACUGGGGCAAGGUCUACUCGGUGUCCUCAGGCAGGAGCUGGCCCAAGGUCCUUGGAGUGUGUAGAGGGGAAGGGUACACUGAGGCGGAGGCCUGGGGGGGUGACAGGAGGUCCUCACUCAGGGUGGGUGUGGGGCCAUGCUUUGGGCAGCUAAGCCAGUGCUCUGGGUCCUUUCCCCAAGCGGGGGAGGGCCACAUAAAGGACAUUACUGGACACCCCUGUCCAGUGGCAGCCAAGGCACAGUGGAUUAUCUCCUGAUAACCCAACACAGCUGCUAUUCCUCCAAGGCAGACCCCCUACCCCCACCAAUGGCCUGCCCCCCACCAACAAGCCAGCCACUUGGACGACCACCUCCUGCCAUUCACACCUUCCAGGGUGAUGACAGCUGAUGCGUAUUAAGCACACAGCAGAUGCUCAGUAUCAGUUCAAGAACAGUGUGCUGGCUGCCGUCCUAAACACUUACAGAGAUUGGCACAGAGGACUGCAAACUACAGCCCACAGGCCAAAUCCUGUUUUUGCUUGUGACCUAAGAGUGAGUUGGGUGGUUUUUGUUUUUGUUUUUUAAUGUUAUUAAAAACAUCAAAAGAAGGACAGUUGUGACAUGAAAAUUAUAUGCAAUUCAAAUUUCUGUGUCCAUAAUAAAGUUUUAUUGGAA
Molecule: messenger RNA, 3239 nt
Organism: Hippopotamus amphibius kiboko
Lineage: Eukaryota; Metazoa; Chordata; Mammalia; Artiodactyla; Hippopotamidae
Gene: SCNN1G
Product: sodium channel epithelial 1 subunit gamma
Exons: 13
Coding region: 106-2091 (661 amino acids)
Biological process (GO): sodium ion transmembrane transport
Cellular component (GO): membrane
Molecular function (GO): ligand-gated sodium channel activity
Source: RefSeq, a predicted model, not a curated record